This is a messenger RNA of Neltuma alba, 3069 nucleotides long. RefSeq lists its product as uncharacterized. Gene Ontology annotation, molecular function: catalytic activity. The record is from RefSeq and is a predicted model, not a curated record. The transcript is spliced from 4 exons. Lineage: Eukaryota; Viridiplantae; Streptophyta; Magnoliopsida; Fabales; Fabaceae. The coding region runs from base 1 to 3069 and encodes 1022 amino acids.
AUGGUGAGCGGGGAGGUCGAAGCGAGCGACGGUGAUGGUGGUGGUGGAACCAUGGGAGAUGGUGAUCGGAGAGGGGGAAGAGAGCGGGACAAAGGGGUAGAGAUUGGGGAUACUCCUUUGAAGUUUGUUUUUGGUGUUGGAACUAGGUCAGGGAAAGAGACGGAAGGGUUGAAGGAUAAAGCCUCUGCGAGUUCUGGUAGAAGAACGACGCCUUUGUCGUACAAAGAAAAGCUUUUAUCUUUAGGAUGUGGCGGCUAUCUAGUCUCGCAUGAGGAGAAUGAAGAUAUAGUCAAUGGAUGGAAAUCGUUUUUCAUCAAGCAGAAUCAAAGUCCAGAGGCUAGUAGAGAUGAUGAAGAUGCAAACGGGGUGGAGACUGAAGGGACUACCAUUAAACCAAGGUAUCCGGAACUGAAAGUUUCUGCUGAACAAUACACGGCAUGGUGUCAACCUUGGUGGAAUUCUCUGAUUGUUAAACUAUUAGGCGUACAGAUACCGAAGCAUGUGUUGAUUGAUAGGGUUCGAAGAAUGUGGAAACCGAAAGAGCCUAUGAAGGUCACCCCGCUUAGCAAUGGAUAUUAUAUUGUUUCUUUCACUAGUAGAGAGGACAAAGACUAUGCUUUCCAGGAGGGACCUUGGAUGAUAGAAGACCAUUACUUGAUCGUGCAGCGAUGGAGGCCGAACUUUAAUCCUUGGAAGGUGGAUGUGCAACGCAAAAUAGCUGCAUGGGUACGUAUUCCUGAUCUUCCAAUGGAGUUCUAUAACGUGGAAUCACUGGGUAUUAUUGGAAAUAUGAUUGGGAAGACGAUUAAAGUAGACCGUUCGACAUCGAUUUAUGACAAAGGCGGCUUUGCUCGCAUCUGUGUAGAGAUAGACCUUCAACAACCUCUGUUGCCUGCUUUCAUGGCUUUUGGAGAAGAAUGGCAGAUAGUCUAUGAGGGUUUACAUCAGGUAUGCUUUCAAUGGGGUAAAUAUGGACAUGAGAAGCAACAAUGCCCGCAGUUUUCUGGGGAAGGGGAUAGCAGUAAUGGUUCAAGAUCUGAGAAAGAGGAAGCGAAUAAUUUGCAGAUUCCGGUGACCGGAAUAACAACGGUAGUCGCUGAUACUCAUUUAGGGCCUCAGAUGCUGGUGAGUCGAGACUUUCGUCGGAAUAUUGUGAUGACAGAAAGAAAGGGAUAUGAUGGAUCAACUAAAGGAGCGGAUAAUAAGGGAGCUGGAACGGGUAAUAACGGUGCGGAGAUUAAGGAGAAUAAUAUUGGGAGGAGUGGAAAGAAUCAAGCAAGGAUUCAAAAAAUCUAUAAACUCGUUGGUGAGAAGAAGGAUAAAUCAGAAAAAGGCUCGGUAUCUUCUGGCAGGAAAUUUGGGGACAACAUUAAUACUAAUUCUUGGACGCUAGUUGGCUCGAAACGCAAGGUUGUGGACAAGAUUAAGGUACGAGGGAAGGAAAAUACUCUUGGGAAAGCAAAAGCUAAAGUCAAGGAAGGGAUAAACCUUAAUGAACAGCCUAUUGAAAUAUCUAAUCCUUUUCACACACUUCAAACUGGGAUGAAGGAGGGUGAGGCCCAAUACCAGUCCAUUGUGAUUGAGCGACUCGGCCCUGGUCCCAGCGACGUUGAGAAUAUGGGUAACCAGGCUCAAAUGAGUAGGGACAACACAUUAGCAACGGUAGAGGAACCUGAUGAAGUGGCACGGAUAGUAGAUGGAGACAUAAUCAUGAAGGGCGGCGCGAAGACAUUUCCUAGCCUGAUACAGGAACUUAAAAAUCAUUUUUGUUUGGAUUUUCUUGCUUUGGUUGAGACCCGUUCAGAUAAACAGAAGUCUGAAAGAAGAAUUGGCAGUCUUGGCUUUCAAGGGUAUACGUUUAUUGAAGCCGAGGGUUUUAGUGGUGGUAUUUGGUGUCUUUGGAAUGCUGGGGUUCAGAAAGUUGAUGUGAUCGAACAACAUCGGCAGUUCUUACACUUACGUAUCAUAAACUCUAGAAGGGAGCAUUAUUUUUUUACUGUAAUAUAUGCUAGCCCCCAUAUGGUAGCUCGACGACAUUUGUGGAGUGAACUUCAUCGUAUCGAACGAGGCAUGCAUGAGCCAUGGGUGAUAGGAGGUGAUUUUAAUGCUACACUUUUCUCAUCCGAAAGACAUACGCACGCUCCUAACGGCUUAUCGAUCGACCGCGAGUUUUGUAAUUGGUAUGAGGAAUCGUCCUUAUCAGAUAUUGGCUUCGUCGGACCUUAUUUUACGUGGAAGAGAGGUGUCCCAUCUGCCUACUACAAAUCUGAUCAUUGUCCUUUACUUCUUCAAAUGCACCAGCAUGUUGAUCGUCCUAGUCGCCCAUUUCAGUUUAUAGCUGCAUGGGUACUUCAUGAUGAGUUUAGUAGUUUUGUCAAGGCUAACUGGAUGGAAGAUACUGAGUGGAACUUUAAUCUGGACCAGUUUACGCGUGCUUGUAGCUCUUGGAAUAAGCAAGUAUUUCGACACACUGAAGAAAGGAAGAGGAAAUUAUUGAGACGCAUGGACGGGGUUAACAGAGCUUUGGGCCAAGGAGGUAAUGUUCACUUUUAUGAAGAGAUUCAAGUGAGGUUAUGGAAGGAGCUUGAGGAAGUUUUGAUACAAGAAUCUCUUAUUUGGGCUCAGAAGGCUAGAAUGGAUUGGUCCCUUUUUGGAAACAGAAAUACAAAGUUCUUUCAUACUCGAGCUAACAAGAGAAGGAAGAUGAAUAGAAUUGAUGCUAUCCGAUUGGAAGGGGGAGAUUGGUGUUAUGACAUUGAGGUAAUAAAACGAGAAGCUACACGCUAUUUUGCUACUUUAUUUGCUGAAGAAGUGUCUUGCAGGGAUGCGUUGCAUUGUGUUGUCUCGUAUCCCAAGCUAGAUGAGGUAGAUCUACGCUUCUGUGGUCGGCAUGUGGAAGAAAGAGAAAUUAAAGAGGCUUUGUUUAGUAUGGGAUCCCUCAAAUCUCCAGGUCCAGAUGGGUUUAAUGCUUUAUUUUAUCAGACACAGUGGGAUUCUAUAGGGAGAUCGCUGGUUGAAAGCUUUUCUUCCUCGAAUUAUAUCUCCCAAUCAGUGUGGCUUUGUGCCUGA